Messenger RNA from Porites lobata, 17733 nucleotides. NCBI's taxonomy places the organism in Eukaryota, Metazoa, Cnidaria, Anthozoa, Scleractinia, Poritidae. The record is from the annotation of a GenBank genome assembly.
GUUUUGAAAAGGAUAGCCAUACAGUAGUUGCUUCGCAAGUUUUUGACAGUUAAACUAUAUGGGCUUGAGAUAAUAGUUGGUUGGAAUGGAUGUUCAAGGAACCUUACGAUCGUUUGGUGGUGAGUUUUCUUACCCCCAAUACAUAAGUUUUUGUUACAUCUAAGUUCUUUGCACACCCUCAGCCUCAAGUAAAUUAAUUAUUAACUCACAACUGUAACUGAAAUUUAAUCACAGGUACCGCAAGCUCACGAGUGAGAAUCAGUGAUUCAACGAUUCUCACUCGUGAGCUUGGGGUACCUGUGAUUUAAUUAGCGAAUCCAAGUGUGCCCAUCUCCCCAGGUAUAUUGUAUUUGUCGGGAGGUGAGGACAAAACAUGGACCCCCCAUUUUGGACUGGUCCAUGGAACACUUAUCUGGACCAGGUCCAUGGACCCCAUGUAGUGGACCGGGUCCAUGGACAAUUUUUUGUUUAAGAAGGAGUUUAAAGUAGAAAUGAUCGAUAAACAUUAUGGCUGGCUUCAAGCUACAAAAAUAGCACAAAAAUAAGGUUUGGAGGUGUUGAUAAUUGAUAUUUACACCUGCUUACGUGAUAUACAAAAAGCUGAAAAUGUAUGCUUGCAGCCUGGCUGUAUGACUCUAAUGGUAACUGUUUGCUCACCUUUGUGGAUAUAUUUUUCUUUUUGCCAUUGUCUUUUUUCCUUACACAGUCAAAUUGACUUUCGUUCUGGAUCAUUUUGUUACCUGAGAAAUAGCUUCUGCAGCAUGAAGAAAUUUCCCCAUGUGUGACAGUAGAUACACAAACACACUGUCAACAAAAUAAAUACAGCUGUAAUAAACCAGAUACAGGGCUCAAAAUAACUUUUUGACAGUGGCCGACCAACAAAUUUUUGCUCGGUCAUCUCUGGAUCGGCGAAAUCAAUAAUAAAAUUGUUUUACAGUAAUACCCAAUUAAGACAAAAAUAUUGUGUACAUAUUCAACCUAGGCUGAUCCCAGAUUUUAUCCACAAGAUAUACACCAUGUACAUUUGUUAUUCUAGUUAUUUAUUUGAAAGCUGUUCACUUAACUGGUCAAAAUGACUGGCCAACCUAGACCUUAUCGCGCAGUAUAAUUAUUGUCACUAAACCUAUAACAUUGUUGGACGCUGUUUACAUGUAUUUGCAUCGUGUUUAUUGUUCCUUUCUCCUUCUUUAAUUUUUUUUGAGGGUGACAUGGAUCCAGUCCAUUACAGGGGGACCAUGGGCCCAGUCUGGACAUUUAAGUGGUCCAUGGACCCACUCCAAAAUGGAGGAUCCAUGGACCCGGGGCCAUGUUUUGUCCUCACCCUUUGUCAGGCAUUGAAAAAGCUGCAAAUGCCCCACAGUGGGGCUUAAAUACAGUAGAACCCCCGUAACUGGCGAACUCUGAAGGGAAACGAUAAACAGUUUGAGUCAUUGAGGGUUCGAGUUAACAGGGUCAAUUGCAGAAUUCAAUUUGCCUUAUUAAAAAAUGUUAGUUACUGGUUUUUCAGCACUUCAGUGUACAGUGCAGUGCAAUUGUAACUUACUUCAUCAGGAACAGUAACAUGUAAAUGUAAAUGUAAAUGUAAUGUGUAAAUGUAAAUUUAUGUAAAUAUCAUAUUAUCCACUCCCCUUAGGGCUUUUCAGGGAUAAUUUACAACACUGGUUGGGGGACUUUGCCAGACUGCUUAAGGUGCAGUUCACAAGUAAUGAAGGAAUGAGUAAUGAUGCCCUCAUACAUGGGUGUGAAAGUGAGAUAGACCACUACACUGGGCACUACAUGCCCUACUCUUUAUGAAGAGUGUGUGGGUUCUUUAUUGUCCCACAGAUUUAUUACAUGUGCAAGGGCGUUGUGAGACGGGGCCUAUGGUUUAUCUACCUUAUCUGAGAAGACUAUAAAGUCAAACCAUUUGCAGAUGUUAUUACAAAGGCAGCACUUUCUCCUCAGUUAUUUAAAGACCCUGAGGGUUGGUCCGGCCGGGGUUUGAACCUACGGCCUCCCACUCAGUAGACCGGAGCUUAUCCCAUUGAGCUAACCAGGUAGCGGUUCUACGAUACAUGAAAGGGUUGUCUGAACCACUUCAUUGUUGCCUACAACAGCAUGGCAUACGAUCUGUUUUGCAUCAGUCAAUUCCAGCAGCGACCAGCCCCCUUCCUGGGCUGACCCCCCCAGCCCCUGGGCAUUAGCGUUUAUUUUUUGCCUUGGAUGGUAAAUUCCCGGGGGCAGUGACUCUUGAGCUGUCAAAUCCCCCGAGGAGGAGACGAAAGAAAGGGCAAAUGCCCCAUCCUCUAUCAACACUGCAACAGUUUUCCCUGAUCGCACAGUCGAGUAGUGCCAUUUUAAGCAUUUUAAUGGGCAAUUUUUUAUUCAAUUUAUGUCUCCCUUUACAGUAGCGCUAUUCUUAUUAGGACUUCACACUGCGAUGACAACAGUUUAUGGUUUUUGUAUCGUUAUAAAAUUGACUAUAAAAAUAAAAUUGUGUGCUGUAAUGCUAUCUGUACUGAAAAGUUUUAUAAAUAUGAGAGGAUGUUCUUCAAAUAAUUUCAACAGAAUUUGAUUCAGUAACCAUAAAAUGUAGAUUCACAUCGAAAGCUCCCAAUUUUGCUGUGUAAUUCUGGCUUGAUAAGCAGUGAAGAAAUGCAUGCAUAAAAUGAUCGAGACAAGAAGAUGCCCGAAGGCGUUCACAUGGGAUGUGUUGGUUUAGGAAAGAACUACUGGUAUGUUGAAUGGCAAUGGAAAGUUGAGUAGUGUAUCAACAACAAAUGUGUGCAGGAGAGACGGAGAUGUUCUGUUAAGUAAGGACUAAUACACAAAGGAAGAUGAGUUACACAAGGGUUCCUUUGCUAUGCAAAACAAAAGUUACAUCAAUAUUACCACCAUAUAUAUUAAGAGUAUUGGGUAGUUCACUUAAAUUUGCAUUCCCUUUACUUAUUUCCUCAAAAAAUGCACUUCCACAUUCAACAAUAGCAUGUGAUGUAUCAUACUUCCAAUAACUAAAGAGCUGCAAGGUUGCGCUCUAGGAAAAAUUUCAGGAAGCCCUUUGGGCUCCUAAGCAAUUUAACCUAAAAGAUAUAGAUGGGCGCCCAAAUAAAAUUUUCAGGGAGCCCUUUGGUCUCCCGAACAUUUUACCUGGGGUGCCAGGGCCUCCAAGUUGUUAGCCAAAAUUAAUAAAUCAGUGAGCUGUUAGUUAAUUAUUAAAAUAAAAAUAUUAAACAAAUUAUUUUCUGAACAGUCAAGCAGAAUUUUGUGAAUAUUUUUCUCAUGAAAAAUCACAUCCUUUGACCUCCUGAGCGUCCGAUAAAAAACCCGCAUGUUGUCAUAUGAAAGUAAGUUUUCAUGCCAUAAACAUGGGCAACGCCACCGAAUAUUUCAUGUUUUUAAAAUGGGAAAGUAAUGGUGUGUUCCUUUCGGUGAAUCCAAAAAUGGAAUUUAGAUCUAAGAACGGAUUUUGUGUUCCUUUCGGCAAAUCCAAAUCCGGAUUUUUGAUCUGGUGAAUCUUUUUUGAAAAAGGAUUCAUUGGAUUUGAAAUCCGAAGAAUCCAAAUCCAGAUUAAUGGAUUAGUGAUCUACGCUGUUCCAUUCACAGUGGAUCCGAAAUUAGUCAGAUGAUCCAGCAGUAUUUCCAGUUGAAGUAUUCCCAUAGAGGCCGUAGAGUUUUCUCGUUGCUGUCAUUUGCCGCAAAACAUCUGAAAACACUAGAAGAUUGUUCCUGGUACAUUAAAAUAUCCAUAUACUAACCAUUUGUCUCUAAAGAUUGCUUGAAAUCAGAAAUAAGUAAAAGUAACAAAUGGACUGCUAUCUAACUACAAACUCGCUUGUAGACGCGACAGGCACUCGAUCGUGUUACAUAAAAAAAUCCGAGCUAGGGAACUGGAUCAAACUGGCCGACAUUCUUUAGAUAAUUUUCAAUUUUACAGUCAAACCAGGUCAAGCGUUCCCGUCGCUAACAGACUAAUGAAUUCAUUAAUGGGAAAAUGAUUUCGUUUGUUGAUUCAAUAAUCCAUUCAUAAAAUGAAUAAUCCAACGGUCAAAUUGUACCUCGAUUCAAUAAUCAAAUGUUGAUUUGGUUUAUGAACAAAAUCUACCUGUUCUUUAUUCUUGUCUGUUGUGUUCAAUCGUAUUUGCUUCCCUUUUCCUGCCGUUUACGAUUGCGUUUUUCAUUGCCUUUAAUCAAAAUAACAGCUAGAAUAGACAGACCGCAAACGCAAAGAAACUGACAAAGGCCGAGGAUCGAAAUCCACCAAUCACCGCACAUACACUGACCUCAGUUUGACCGUCGUGUUUUCUAUUAAGAGGUCAGGCCUAGGUCUGUUGCACUGAUUAUUGGCAGCAAACUGGCGUACAUGUAACAGUUUGUUUGGGUUUGAACUUCAGAACUCGCCAGCACUCGACUCUCAGAAAAAAAGGCGGAAAAAACAAAUUCUGAGGUCAACUUGUGGAAAGUGGAAUUUUUCAAAAAACAGUAAUCGAAUCAACAUUCGAUUAUAGAAUCGAGGCUAAAUAUGACUAUUGGAUUGUUCAUUUUAUGAAUGGAUUAUUGAAUCAACAAACGAAAUCAUUUUUCCGUGAAUGAAUUCAUUAGUUCGUUAGCGACGGGAACGCUUGACCUGGUUUGACUGUAAUGCGCUUCUUUCUUUGUCUGUUUUAUAUGUUCCAUCGUCGCUAUUCGAACUCCCAACCACUAAAUUCUGCACGGUAUAAUCGCAUAAUUUGUCAAAGAGUAGAAAACACGUCAUUUUUUGAGAGGCUGUCAUGCAUAUUGCACGCGUUGGCGAAAGGUUACCAAGGUUACAAAUCCAAUUUCGGAUUUCACGUUCCUUUCGACCGCAAAAUCUGGCAAAUCUAGGAUCAAAAAUCCGUUUUUGGAUUCGCCGAGAGGAACACACCCUAAGACUCUGGUCUGUUUAUGUAUUUUUUACAAACGUUUUUGGCUCAAAAAUAAGAGCACUAUUCUUUUUACUAAUCAUUUUUAUUUAGGUUGAAAAGAAAAUUCGCUUGAGAUUGACUGAGAUCCCGUGGGCCGUGGAGCUUUCCGGGAAAACUGCUAUGAUUUCAACGAAACCGCGGCUGCCCCAAAACUAUUAUCUCUUUUAAAUAGAUCAUCAUCUUGUUGGAAUGUCAUCAUUUAAAUGCAGAACGGAAGUAUUUUCUUUCUAUAUUAUCGGUGAAUUGUUCAGGACAAAUAAGCUUUUUGUGGAUUUGGUAGCCAACUAGCCCUACUUUGACGGCUAAAUUUAACUUCUGCGUAUUUAGUUUUAGUACGUGAUACGUAUAUUAAUACGUAUCAUUUAAAAAUGACUUGUCACAACACGAAAGACAAUGCGGGACUUUAUAGAUUUAUACCCGAUUCUAAAACAAUCACAAUAAUAGUCGUCUCUUUUCUUUUUUAUACAUCAUAUUUUACUGGAAUAACAAUCUUAAGUUAUGUUUUAGCCUCACAGACACAGCGGUAAAAAACAGGUAAAAAUAUUUAAUUAACAUAAAAGAAUGACUCCCGCGUUUAUUCAGCGAUUUUUUAAAAUACAAAACUAUUGUUUUGCAUCGCCGACCGUACUUACGCCUGUCAGAGCAAAAGUAACAAUCUCCUUUGAAAAACUAACUAAUGAACCAUUCUAAUUUGAAGAAAAAAUUUCAAUGUUAUUUUGAAAAGCUGUUAAAAUCGAAAGCUGUGCAGCUUGUCAUGUUAAUAGUCAAAGAUUAUGUUACAUGUGAAUUCACGUGAAACGACCAUUGAGCAUCAAUGCGUACCUGCUACCCAUCUUGAAGUUUUUUGAUAGACAUGCUACAUAUUGCUACACUGAUACAAGUCUACCUCAGAGUUUCUUAGCCAGCGGAGCAUUCUUUUUUGGCUGCGAAGCAACCAAGCGAGCUACGACUUCGUAAGUAAUAAAUUCUAGACAUUCUAGCUUUUUGACUGUAAAUCAAGAAACCAGUAAGCUCACUUUUCCCUUCUUUGCUGACGCAGUAUCUUUGAUUCCGCUUGUGCAAUCCAACCUGACUUCCACGUGAUUCAAAGUUGCAGCCAAUAAAAAUCACAAUUUUUUCAUGACGGGCUUGGCAUAUGGGAAAGUUAAAAAAACAAGGCAAUUUGACUCCCAAGAAUACGAAAGGAAUGCGCUGCCGAAUUUUAAGACGCAGGCUGACUACGUCAUCCCGCGUAAAAAUGCCAUUACAACCCUUAACAAUUUUUUCCUGUCCUUGACAGAUGGGCCAAUUUGCUUGUUUUUCCAGUAAAGUCCUCUGUGUAGUUAUAUUUCGAUAGGAAACCAUGUGUGUGUCAAAAGCUUGGGGGUGGCCCGGGGUUGGCAAAUGCCUGAUCCUCUGGCAGUGCAAAAUUUGCUACCCCACUCCCUGACUGACAAGGCAGGCAAAUGGGGAGCUGGGCACAGCUGCAAUUGACUGAUGCAUUAUAUAUUAAGCAUGAGAUGCGUUCUUUCAUCACCAGAUGAAACAAUGAGAAGAGAGUUGAAAAUACGUUGCGCAGCAGGGUAUUUUUGACGAACUUCAAGGUGUUUCAUCUGGUGAUGAAACACUGUGUCAAAUGCUUGAUAUUACUUCUCAAACAAAUGAUUUUAGAAGGAGAAAUUAAGGAUGCAAAAAUGAGCAUUUUUUCAUCUGAUUUCUAAACACUCACUAAACAUUAAUUUGAAUUGUAUUUUCUUUAUGAAUUAUUAAUGAGUUUGAGAAGUCCAAUACAACACUGAGAUCACACUUAGUGCAACCUAAUGAUGCUAUUAAUCCACAAAAACAAGAAGGAGUAGUGUUUAAGAUUCCUUGUGAAUGUGGCAAAGUAUACAUUGGCGAAAUGGGAAGGUGCAUGUAUGAACAAAUUAAGGAGCAGUAUAGGGAUAUAUGGCUUUUACAAACUAAACUUCAGCCAUUUCUGAACACGCCAAAAAGUCUGGGCAUUAUCUGCUCUGGGACAAGGUUAAGUUUAUAAUUUUGACUGAGAACCUCACUGGUACUCUCAGAGUUAAAGAGAGUAUUUACAUAAGACUUCACCCUAACAACAUCAACAGGAACGUGGAGUUGAGAUUCUCGAGGUGUGGAUACCUACAAUCAGACAACAUGGCAACCAAUCACUACCACAAUGGGCUACUGAGGGAACCGUUUCCUCCUCUAAUAAUUCCAACAAUGCUUUGGAUCGAAACCCACCAACCAUGAGCAGGGUUCGUGAUACACCAAUCACUAACAUCCACGGUGGUACAAAUACAGUGAUUCAGGACCUUCCCAAGUGUAUAAGAAUUGUGCAAUGUUUGUCAAGGAUUAACUUUCAAUGGUUUCUCUGUACUGUCAUAAAGUUCCAUCUUGUUAAGGAAGCUGUGCUGUACUUUUGUGCAAAUGUUUCGGUCUAAUCUACAGUUUAUUGUGAGCUAAAUGUAUUGAUUUAUCUUUAUUAAUCGACUACAGUACCUAUUUCAAGGACAUGAUCCAAUACUACUAUUGUCAAUUCAGUCCGGUGUCCACUCAAGGUUAUUAACAAUAGAAAUUAGCCAAAUAUACAAUUUAUAAAUUUUUAGUGUCUGCAUCUGUUUAAUAGAGGUGUCCACUAAAUAGGGGUUUGUUAUAAAAGGAAAUAUAAGAGGUUAAUUUCGGGACCCGGCUUAGUGUCCACUUAAUAGAGGGUGUCCACUUAAUUGGGGAUCUGCUAAAUAGAGGUUUCACUGUAGUUCUACUAGGUAAAUCAAAACUCACCAACUGUGAGCGAGGUUUGUGAUACACCAAUCACUAACAACCACGGUGGUACAAAUAGUUCUACUUAGUAAAUCAACACAAUCACCUGAUGAAGACCUGUAGUGCGCAGUCAAAAUGUUGCGAUCAAUACUUAUGUAACAAUUGUGAUCUACAAGCGAAACCCUUUAUACACAUUAUCCACGAUGAACAAUAUCUUUCAUGACUACAGUAACGUGAUUAGGUAUUUUUAUGAUAAAAUGUGAUGAUCUGGUCAUUCCAGAAAAAAAAAAUCCACCCCUCUCCCCCAGUAAUGUAUGAUUUCCAAGCUUAAAGACCCCCCCCCCACCCAUCCACGUUUCCAUUGUAGAAGAAUUCUUUUAGGCACUUAGAAGUCUCAAUUUUCCCUGAAUUCUGUGUUUGUUGUGAAAGUUAAGAUUACAUUUUCACAUCUUCUUAAACAGGCUUACACUUUUGGCAAAUAAGCUCACAUUCGAGUGAACUUCUCCCUUUUUUUCUAGACCAGGCAAAAUAUACAGCAAUAUAUACUACAAUAAAGCUCAAAACUAACUUUGUACUUGAAUAAGAGGUUCUCUUCUUUGUCCAUAAAAAACCGCCGAACAAUCCCAAACAACCAUGCUUACUUGUAAGGCAUGUUAAGGGGUAAACCGCCCAGAAAAAACAUUGACCUUUAAAAAAUGUUUAAUUCAAGGUAAACAUCAUUGUUUGCUUUACUUGAACUAAAUGUGAUAUCUUCAAGUUAUCGCACGUCCCCUCUACAAAAGUAAUGAAGGCGAUCCUAUGGAUGGAAACUUAAAAUAAAUGUGGUAAGAGGUCUGUAAUUUGAAAGAAUAAUAAAAUUUGAAAAUGCAAAGCAACAAUUGUUGAAAACGGAUUGAUUGAAGCGAUUGAAACAUCGAUGAAAUCAAAAGUAACUUCUCGAGGUUGUAUUUUUAGGUUUAGAGCCCCCCUCCCAUCUGGAUUUUCAGAGCCGUUAACCCCCCUCCCCACUUCCAUGAGAUUUUCCAGCUGCCUUUCAUUGUGGGGGUGUGAAUUUUUUCUAGAACAACCCAUAUAUUGCACCAAUUAAAAUAAAAUUGAUGUAUUGUUGACCAGUGUUAGUUUUAGGGUUUUUAUCAAUAUACAGAUAGAAGAGCUAAUGGGAUGGCAUUAUUUUGAGUGGAGUUACAAGAACAAGAAUUUGAGUUAUCGGGGUAAAUUUCAGUGAAUUUGUGAUCAAGGGAAAUGAAAUUUAGUUUGAGUUAGUUGGGAAUUUGAGUUAUCCAAGUUCAAGUUAACCGAGUAGAAAUGACUGAAAAGUGGGGUGAAAUCCAAGGGAAAUUGGACUCAGUUCGAGUUAGCAGGGAGUUUGUGUUAUCCGAGUUAUCAGGGUUCUACUGUAGUGUGCAAAUGCCCCACCCCAGGACAACAACAAAAUUGCAUUUUCCAGUAAAAUACCAAUUUUUAUCAAUUGACUACUUCAAGACCUUAUGGUUAGAAUUUGUGCUGCAUCUUUAUCAGUGGCAGCGUUUUUUAAAUUUGGAUGCCAUUGAUUAUGUCGGCAAAGCAAUUUUGUAAUUUUAUUGUAAAAUUGUAAAAUGACAAUGAAAUUUUACAUCCAAAAUAUUAAGGUGGCUCCGUAAUUAAUACAAGAGCAUUUAACUGUGACAAAUUUUCCGUCAUAACUUUUUGGUUUUUAACGCGAUGGCUGCGAAACUUGGCAAAGAAUAACAGAUAUCAUUCGGCAAUAACAUAAAGUAUUCCGAUUUCACUGAUGGUAAAUAUUUCUUGAGAAAUUAGUGAUUAAAAGGACCCUACUGUUCAAAGAAAAUCGCGUCUAGUAAAAAAUUUUGCUGAUAUUUUUUACUGAAAUUUCUGGUAUCGGCUUUAAUUGAUAUAAUAAAUAUGCCAGAGGAAUUUCAGAAAAAUCGUUGGAGCAGAAGUCCGUAACUAAAAGUCGCUCAAAAUUCAGCUGUGAAAUUGUUUUGGAAUUUCACAGCUGAAUUUUGACCGACUUUUAGUUACGGACUUCUGCUCCAACGAUUUUUCUGAAAUUCCUCUGGCAUAUUUAUUAUAUCAAUUAAAGCCGAAUGAUAUCUGUUGUUAAUUGCAAAGUUUCGCAGCCAUCGCGUUAAAAUCGAAAAAGUUAUGACGGAAAAUUUGUCACAGCUAAAUGCUCUUGUGUUAAUCACGGAGCCACCUUAAAAUGAUUUAUUUAUGACCUGGAACAUGUACUAAUAUUUUUUUUUCCUGUAUAUUAGAAAUGUGGUAUCAGAUUUUUCUUUGGUGUUUAGCGACGUCAGUAUUCAUCCACUGUAUUUCAGCAAGUGUUGCUUUUCUUGCAUUACGGAAGCAUUCUCGUGGAGUGUUCUUGCCUUUGCUAGUAAUCUUCAUUGGUUUUCUCUAUCCUGUGACUGGAGGUGUCAUCACCAGUGAGUAACUGUAUUUUAAGUAAAUCUCAAGUUAAGGCCAAUAUAGAAGGACUUGGAACUCAAAAAUAACAACAACAACUACAACAAGUUUAUUUCAAAUUAAAUAUAGCUUACAAAGCUUUUGCCCGCAAUUAGCAAAGGCUAUUCGAGGCAGGUACAAGAGAAAAAAGAAAAUUGUAUAAAUAUAUAUAUAUGUUAAACGAACAAUCCUAGAAGCAAUCUAGUUUGUCGUGUGGUUUAUAGCCAGAGUGAGACAGGAAGGGAGACUGUACUUUAUACGGAAGUACACCCUGUUACGCUUUUGAGAAUUGCCCUGUAAUAUCAGAAACUCUAAUAUAGUCAUCCUCUUUUUCCAGUAUUUCAAAGAGUUUUCUCUUUAGUUCACUUUUGAAUUGAAUUUUUUAAGUGUUUUAAUAAAAAGUGGGAUACUGUUCCAAAUUAAAGCAACAGAAAUAGAGAAGGCUCGCUUCAUAUUUUCAGUUCUAACUUGUUCAACAUAGCAAUUUUCAUUAGUAACAGAUCUAGUACGGUAACUGUGGACAGAAGACAGUUUUGUGAACAUAUUCUUAAUGUUAUCAGGAGCGAGAUUAUUAUGGACAUCGUACAUUAAAAGGCUCAUUUGCUCAAAUAGCAAGAACGAUAUCGGCAACUGUUUUGUUUCUAAAAACAAUGGAACUGCAUGAGUUCUUGGUUCAGCGAAGAACAGUAGCCUAAGGGCUCUCUUCUGGAGAACCAGUAGUUUAUGAAGAUGCAUUUCAGCAGCAUGACCCCACGCACACAGAUACCAUAACUGAUAUAAGGCAAAAUUAAAGAGCGGUAUACAGUGAGAAGUACAUGACGGGGAACAAAAUGUCUGAGCUUGGCGAUAAUUCCGAUUGUUUUACUGACUUUUUGACAAACGUAAUCUAUAUGAAAUUUCCAUGAAAGGUUCGAAUCAAUGAGUAUACCAAGAUAUCUAAUUAUAUAAUUUUUCAUUUCUAACGGUUGACUGGUAUUUGAAUUAUUAUUAACUAUUUUGAUAUUAGGAUGAAAAGGAAUAGUCUUUUAGCGUGGACGAAAGAUGAUAUACCGGUAGUUAGUUUUUUUGAUAUUCAAGGUUAAUUUAUUGACAUCUAGCCACGAGAAUACUUUGAAAAGUUCUUCGUUAAUCUCAGUUUCAAGUUUUUUAAGAUCUCUGUUUGCAUAAGUUAAACUAGUAUCAUCGGCGAACAAGUAAAAUUGAAGCUUAUUUGAGGAUUUAUAUAGAUCAUUUUACUCCACAAAGGGUUCAACGAGAAUCAGAAAUAUAACCAUUUACAGUCGUAUACUGUCUGAGACCAAUUAAGUACUACUUAAACCAAUCAUUCACCACCCCUCUGAAGCCAUAAUUUUUGAGUUUUGAGAAAAGAAUAUCAUAAUUAACCGUGUCAAAACCCUUUUUCAACUCAAUAAAUGAACAAAAAGUGAAUUGGCCUUUAUCAAAAUUAGAAAGAAUGUCAUUUAGGAUUUCUAGAGUUGCGUGCUGUGUACUGUGCCUACUGCGGAAUCCAUAUUGUGAUGAAUAUAAUAUAUUAUGUUUAUUAACAAACUUAAUAAGUCUUUUAUAAACCAGCUUUCAAAUAUUCUGUUAAAAAUUGAUAACAAAGAAAUUGGUCGAUAGUUUCCAGGCUUAGAUUCAUCUCCUGAUUUAAAAACUGGAACUACUUUGGCGGUUUUAAGUAUAGCUGGGAAAGAGCCUGAGGAUACUGAAACAUUAAAGAUUUGAGCUAAGGGCUGAGAGAUAAUAUGGCUGGACAAUUUCAAAAUACUGACUGGGCAUGAAUAGAGUCCAUAAGCUUUGUUAUUUGGCAGCACUUUGAUUUCAUCUUUGACUUCUGCAGGGACAAAAGGGUCAAAGUAGAAAGAACUUUGUAUUGGUGGAUCUAAAAAAGUACUAAAAUCAUGAUCUGGUGACGAGGAAGGGAUACAAGAAGCCAACUUAUGUCUAACAGUUGCAAAAAAUGUGUUAAGAGAACUACUUAUUUCCUUUGGGUUGUGUAUCGUUUCCGAAUUGGAGUUAACAAGGCGGUGUAUUGGCUUUUUAUCACUUUUUUGAAAUAAAAAUUUCAAGGCCUUGAAAGUCCUUGAAAAUUGCAGUCGGUGCUGGAAAGUCCUGGAAUUUCGGUGCUAACUUUAUCCAACCCAGAUUCUCAAGUACCUAAUAUGAAAGACCUUCAGGAUAAAAUUGCUCAUGUUGUGGUACAACUAAAAAAGACAAGAUCUCUUUUUUGCACUGAGUGGAGUCCUUGAAAAAUGCGAAAUGUGUCCUUGAAAGUCCUUGAAAAGUCCUUGAAGUUUUUGUUCAAAAAAGGGUACGAACUGUGUUGAGAUGAUAUCAUUUAUACCUCUCCACGUUUCUUUAGAGUUGUUAAUGUUUUCUUCAAAAUAACGUUCAUAAUAAUUUUUCUUGCUUUGACACGUUAGGCUAGUUAUUUUGUUUUGGUAUAAUUGAUAAUAUUCCCAAUCAGCAUUAAAAAAAGGUUAUUUUUUAUUCGUAUUGAAGUUCUAAUACCUUUGGUAAUCCAUGGUUUUGACAAUAUUUUUCCCCUGCGCUUGGAGAGAGUUUUCAUUGGGGCAUGCUUGUUUACCAAGCAGUUUAUUUUUUUGUAAAAAGUUGUGAACGACUGGUUUGUGUCAUUGUCAGAAGAAUUACUCCAUUCUAUUUCUUGCAGUUUAGAGAGAAACCUGUUAGCAUUGAAACUGGAGUAGUCACGGAUUUUUUUCCUUUGUUUCGAGUAGUUCAAUGGAUUAGGAUGACUUGCCACAAUACAGACCUGAGUGAAGUGGUCCGUGGUCUCAGUUACAAUGUUGCCACAUAUGAAGCUGUUUUCUAAAUUGUUUGAAAAGAUAUUAUCGAUUAACAUAGCCGAGUUUCCAUAAACUCUUGUGGGCUUAUCCACAGCUGGUAAUGGUGAAAAGCUUUGAGUUAAUUCUAGCAGUUCUUUAGAGUAAGAGUAAGAUAGAAAUUUUGUUAUGUUCAAUAAUUUGUUGAUGGCAGGCCUGCAAUCAACCACUUUUCAGCUGUAAAUGUAAAGCCUUGUGCUUGGACUUUCUCUUUGACAAAAAGCUCGUUAAUUUUCUCUAAAAUUUACCUGCUUAAUUUGGAGACCAGUUUAUACAGACAAUUAACACCUUUCUGUUUCCCAAGUCACAAACUCCCAUAUAUUGCCAACCCUGCCUUACGGACACUGGUUUUCUUAUCACAAUCAUGUGCUAGUUGUAGACAUUGUACCCUGUUCAAAUUAUUAGAGGUUUAUAUGCACGGGGCUUGUCAUUUAUUAACUGUGGGGGGGGGGGGAGCCAUCUUGCUGAGGGAUCAUUUUCAAAAUCUUGAUUGGUCUUGGGGGGUCAUUUUAAUAAAUUUCGUGAUAGUAGUUCAAAGUAGUAACAAGCGUGAAUUGAAAUUGAAUAUAACAGCCAUAAAAGUACCAAAACACUAAUCUUAUAGACCCGACUGUAGGUUAAGUUUGUCGUGAACUUCAGCACAAUUUGUAGGUAGAAUAUUCAUAGUUUCCACAGCAACCAGGUGGUCAUGGGGGGUCAUAUUUAAAACAGGAAGUAUAAGUUGGGGGAUCAGUUUGAAAAUCUACAUAACUUUCUCAAAAUGGCCGGUCCCCACUCACAGGUAAUAAACAAGCAGCCCCUGUGGUUAAAAAAGAGAGCAACAUGUUUGAUUUUGAUAAGCCUGUCUUUCUUCCUGUGUUUGACCUUAACGUGCUGUACCUCUUUAAUUGUAAAAUUUGUGCCUCCUGCUAGACAACUUUCGCUUCCUUGGUUUUUUGCUACAGUCGUUGUUUUUGAAAUGACAAGUAUGACUUCAGACAAAAAUUUCACAUCACGAAGUUCAGUUACCACUUUAUAACAGCCUUUUUGAAAUUGCAGAAUUCAGUCAGUACCAAUAUUUAUUUGACCUAGUAGCUGCAAUAUAGAGCAAAAAUGGUGUGAUUUAAAACAGAAUUACACGAUUUAGAACAUGAUGCGAGUUAGAACAGCUAUGAUUUAGAGCAAUAGUGUGAUUCAUGAAUAAAUCACACGGCUGAGAGCCAAUUAGAUUGCAGGGAUCACCAGUGAUUUAAAAAUGGGUAUAAUAACUAAGGAUACCUAAAUAAUAUGGACACCACGGCAAUGUCGCCUUGGUCUCCAUAUUAAUUCGGUUUCACUGUAGCACUAUAACUGCAUUUGCUGCAGGUCCCUGACAACUCAGUUCCUUCAUAGAGAUGUUACCAUUUACAUCAUUAUUUCUGAUAGAUUAUGCAGAUACCUGCAUGAUGAUGCAGCUGCCUGCAUCCAAUGAUAUAAUAAUAUUUAAGCAAUAGAAAACGUUUUCCGUGUUUGCAUGGCCUGAUAUAAACAUGAGAGGGGUUGGGAGAAUUCGAGACAGUUAUGCAAACCCGAGACGAAGUCGAGGGUUUUGCAUAACCGUCGAGAAUUCUCCCAACGCCUCGAGUGUUUAUAUCAGGCUAUGCAAACUCAGGAAAUAAGUUUUCUAUUGCUUUUAUAAAAUACACUUUCCGAGAAAAAACGCAAAACUCUUUGUAUGGCUAAGACUAAAAGAGAAAUUCUUACCAGUCGCAAAGUCUUGUCCACGAAGUCUUGCACGCGUAAUCAGUUCUUGUUUUGCAAAAAGAUGCUUUCCAAAAUACGGACUUUUCUCGCUUAAAAUGUCAGCUUAAGCGAAAAAAAAAUUCACACACCUUCUUUGUAACGAUUUUCCAAGUUUCAGCCGACGAAGGAAUGGGCAAAUAAAGUAAACUUGUCAAGUUUUGAACUCGGAAACAUUUUCAAAUUUCGUGCUUGCGUGAUUAACGCGCGAAAAGCAAAGCAUGUUGACGCCACAACCAUGUUUACAUACUCUCAUGCAAACACGCCUCUCGGCCAAUCAGAGCGCGCGUACUAUCUUAGUUAUUUUAUAAAUAGAUUUAGCCAGGGCUAAGAGCGAAGCUCUUGAUAAUAUUUAUAGUUUGUUCAAACAAAAUAUAAAAUAGUGUAAUGCUGAAGGUGAUGUUACACGAAACGAUUCGCCAUGAUGAUUUUUUGCGCAAUACAACAUUGCAAUGUUGGAACAAUGUUGCCACCAUUUGUAUCAGUGUCGCGAGAAUGUUGCAACUAAAGAUGAUGUUACACGGGACGAUUCGCAAUGAUGAUUUUUUGCGCAACACAGCGUCACAAUAUUGGAACAAUGUUGUGACCAUUCAAAACAAUGUUGCAACCCUGUGUUGCGCUAAAAAACUUCUCAUAUAACAUCACCUUAAAGUUGAUGUGACACGAGACGAUUCGCAACGACGAUUUUUAGCACAAUACAGCGUUGCAACAUUGUUUCGACAUUGUUUUGAAUGCUUGCAACAUUGUUAAUAAAAAAAAUAAUAACAAUAAAAUAUUUAUACUGCAACGCUGUGUUACGCUAAAAAUCAUAGUUGCGAAUCGUCCCAUUUAACAUCACCUUAAAAACUCCCAGAAACUUCCUAGUUACACGUUUUAUGGAGGAAAUGUCGUACGUGUUCUCAUUACCCUUUUUUUUCCACUGCCACUCACUUUCACUUUGGUGGCCGCUAGCUUUUCUUAUUUUCUCACCACUGCUACAAAAUUUUCAUGUCGUUCAUCUGCCAAAAAAUGUCUCCUUUGCUUAUUUCUCCCCCUCUAGCUCUCUGUAGCUCUUUUUCUCGUUAAGCUUCGCUGGCCUGUCACCUACUUUCUCUUUUUCUCUGCCUUUCUCUUUCUCUAUAUUCCAUAAAUGUGGACAUGACAAUUAAUCUAAGCUUAAUACUUUAGACAACACGGAUAUAGAAACAAUUUCCGCUUUCUGUUUUCGUCUUUAUUGACUCUUUAGCUGUCUCCGCUUUACAAGUGGCCAUACGAUUUCCCACCACCUCGAGUCGCAUUUGGGUUGCCAUACCUGUUGAUUGAGUUAUUUUACAUUUUAUGCCUGUGGUGCAGACAGACGACAGGCAGGUGGACGGGCGGACGGGUCACGUGAUUACCAAAAUUUCUUGGAUGGGUAGAUUACCACGUUUUCUUAGGUAUGGGGCUACGCUCUCCCGCCCUUCGCGUUCGCGUGGAGCUCUGCUAUUAUUCUUUCUCAAACAUACAUUUACUGGACCCACUUGUAAGGCUUCGAACUCACUACAAGUUAUUAGUAAGAUAUGCAGAAUUACAGCUCACUGUGCCGGGAACAUAACUGGUAACGGACAUUUUACUUUGUGUUGUUGUCAAUUCAUGUCAGCAAGACCAAUUAUGUCCAGAUUAACCGGGUGCAACAGUGUAAGUGUGAUUCUGGGUGUCGUAAAAACCUUGCUUUUUGUGUUUGUGAACUUUUUUAACUUUCCUUUUCUAGCAAUUACCUUUAAAAGAGGUUAGAAACUGUCGUUCUCUAUACUCUCUUGGUUGUAGUUCCCAGUUCCAAAGUCAACACAGCUUACCUGUGUGUGUGGAGCACCAGAUACGUGUGAUGGCAGGAUGGAAGACAAAACUCUUCCGUCACACAAAUCUCGCCCUCCACGCCUGCCUUGCCCGCCUGAAAACGUAAAAAAAAUAAAUAAUGAAAUGAUACGUCUGUACAUGCACUGCAAAAACUCAUUAAUAAUUCAUAAAGAAAAACAAAAGAUUGUUUAAUGAAUGUCUUUAUAUUUAAUAAAGACACGACUAAAGUUAACGUCCACUUUUUAGGCCAAAAUAAACCCAGAAAACUCGCAGUCGUAUAUUAUCAGGUGUAAAAACUCUCAGCUUUGCCUCAAGUUUUUGAAUUACCUGAUAAAACACUCCUGCGAGUUUUUGGGAGCUCCAUUUUUAACAUCACGACUGUUCAAUUACCAGAAUUUAAUACCAUCAACUGACGAUACACAACGCAUUUUAACAUUGAUGACUAUCGCACAGGUUUUUGAAACGUCAGUAAAUGUCAACAACAGUCCUGCGAUCAAGCUACUCAAUGACUUAUAAAAUUUGUUUCCUUAUUUUUUCUGUAGGUGCUACUGUAGCAGUAGUUUAUCAAACAGCACAUUUCACUAUGCCACGAUAUGCGUCUUUCCUUUGGGGUGCUGGACAAGCUUUCAUAGGAUUUCUUGUGUCGUACACACGAGUGCUAGCAACAUUGUGAUCUUUCGAGAUCUUGUCAAUUGAUCGAAAUUCAGAAACUUACUUUUCCAGUCGUCUUGUCAAAGUCAUCCUACAUGACAGUGUACAGCUUAACUUCAGUCUGUGUGGCUUCAGAAGGUGAUGACUUAGAUUGCUGUUGGAUGUCAUGACUGACAACCCAAUGUUUUUUCUCCUGCAGUAAGAAAGGAUGAGUUAGACAUUUGUCCAAACAAUUUAAGCUCAAUGGUAGUGACAAAAACAGUAUGUCGCCUUUGUAAACUACAUUUAAAUCUAUCACAGUUCAUUUUGCAACUUAUUAAAUUUUUUUUUUAAUAAUGAUAAUCAAUAAUCAUUCUAUUGGCUAUGUGGCUUAUAUUUAAUAGUUUCCUUUAUCAUGAUGUUUUUUCUUAAAAUUUUUUUUGUUAAUAACAAAACAACACUCACUUUUUUGGGAUACGAACUUUAUUCAAUAAACGUUAAAUUACUAUUGUUAUAUAUAGUACUGUCGGUUCCAAAUAAUAGCUACGAGGUGUCCAACUCACGCGACC